This is a messenger RNA of Brettanomyces nanus, 897 nucleotides long. RefSeq lists its product as uncharacterized. The transcript has a single exon. Lineage: Eukaryota; Fungi; Ascomycota; Pichiomycetes; Pichiales; Pichiaceae. The record is from RefSeq and is a predicted model, not a curated record. Bases 1 to 897 code for a protein of 298 amino acids.
AUGACUAGAUCAAUUUUCGUUACAGGCGCUACUGGCCUAGUGGGUAGACACACAGUUGAUCUACUACUUAAGGAAGGAUAUCACGUGACAGGACUUGCAAGAUCUGAUGCUUCUGAAAAGGCACUCAAAGACAAGGGUUGUGAGGUUAUAAGAGGGGAUUUGGAGGACAUCGAGGCAUUGAAGAAAGGAGCUUCAGAAAGUGAUGGUGUCAUCCAUUUGGCAUUUAUCCACAAGUUUGAGGAGUUCGAGAAGUGCGCAUUGAUUGAUCGAGCCGCCAGUGCUGCGAUGCUUUCUGUUUUAGAGGGUACAGACAAGCCAUUCAUCAACGUUACGGGAACUUUGGCACUCACUGAAGAAAGCGGCAAGCCUACCGAUGAAGACAGUCCUUAUGUCGAGCACCCUGGGUUCGGCUUCCGUUCCGAAACCGAGAGGCAGGUGUUGGCCUAUGCUUCGAAAGGUGUAAGAGUGAUGAGUGUCAGAUUUGCACCUACUGUUCAUGGAAAGGAUGAUCACGGCUUUAUACCUAUACUUUCUGGAAUUGCGCAAAAAUUAGGAUACAGUUUUUACAUAGGAGAGGGUAAGAGUGUUUGGCCUGCUGUGAAUGUUGAUGAUACUGCUUUAUUACUUUUGCUUGUUUUAAAGAAAGGUAAGGCAGGAAAAAUUUAUCACUCUGUGGACGAGUCUGGUGUUUCCUGGAAGGUUAUCGCUGAGGCCAUUGGUAAGAAACACAAUUUGCCAGCCAAAUCUAUUACCUUUGAAGAAGGCCAGAAGGUAUUGGGAUUCUUUGCUGGUGUGAUUGCUUUCGGGGAACCUUCGUCGAGUGAAAAGACUCAGAAGGAAUUGGGAUGGAAGCCAACUCAUGCCACUUUAGUGGAAGAUAUUGCUGAAUUUUACUGA